This is a messenger RNA of Prunus armeniaca (apricot), 195 nucleotides long. NCBI's taxonomy places the organism in Eukaryota, Viridiplantae, Streptophyta, Magnoliopsida, Rosales, Rosaceae. The record is from the annotation of a GenBank genome assembly.
AUGUGGCUAGGCACGAUGGUGCCGAAGGCGACACAAGAUGUGGCUAGGCACGGGGGUGCUGAAGGCAACACAAAGCUUGCCCUAGAUGAUGACGGGGUGCCGAAGGCAUCGCUCGCGUCGAAUGAUGAUGGGGUGCCGAAAGGCAUCUCUGAAGUGGAAUGGCGACCGGGUGCCGAAGGCAUCGCUCGCGCCUAA